GUGUGUGCACAAGGUGUAAGAGAAGGUGUGAUGGUGCGUAGUGAGGAAGGUGACGUAGCAUGAGGAGGAGAGAGUGAGUGGAACGCAAGCGCGCGAUCAAGAGGAUCGGCCGUUCGCAGGAGGCCUGAUAAGAAUGGGCCCCUUCAAUAUGGCCGGCGUAGCCCUCUUCCUCGCUACCUGCGCUACCUACAUUCUGCUCCAGCUGCGAGGGACCCACGCGGAACAAGUUGUUCUCUUGGACACGACGACGGAGGCGAGCCUGGACUGGACCCGCUACCCUUAUGGACCUCAGGCCAGCACCCCUGGCUGGGUUGAGGAGUCCUUUACGAACUUCGACAAAGGAAUCAAUUGGCGAAGCUACGUGGUCUGUGACGUGGCCUACAAUAACGUUAAUAACUGGCUCUGGACUCCAUUCAUAGAGCGAGGUCCGGCCAAUCGAAUGUACAUCGAAAUGAAAUUCACAACGCGCGACUGUUCUCUCUUUCCGGGAAACGCUCUCAGCUGCAAAGAGACUUUCAGCCUUCUGUAUUACGAGUUCGAUGCCGCGACAAAGGAACCGCCACCCUGGGAACCUGACAGUUACAAGCUGAUCGGUCGUAUAGCAGCCGGCGAUGGCCGCUUCAAUACGAACACUGAGGUCAUCAUAAAUACGGAAGUGAAGUCGAUCCCCGUUACGAAGAAGGGUGUCUAUUUUGCAUUUCGCGACCAGGGUGCGUGCAUUUCGAUCCUCGCUAUCAAGGUCUACUACAUCAGCUGUCCGGAAGUCUCGGUGAACUUUGCCCACUUCCCGGCGACGCCGACGGGUCGCGAGGUCGCCCUGAUCGAGCAGAGAAUCGGCACCUGCGUCGCGAAUGCAGUCAAGAUCGAGCAGCCGACUUUCCUCUGCAAGGGCGAUGGAAAGUGGUACCUGCCGUCGGGCGGCUGCCACUGUAAACCUGGCUACCAAGCAGACGUCGAGAAGCAGGAGUGCCUCGAGUGCCCGAUGGGUAACUUCAAGCACGAGGCUGGAUCGCACGCGUGCGAGUCCUGCCCGGCGCACAGCACUGCGCCUGGAUCACGAUUCACUGAGUGUCGAUGUGACCCGGAAUACUACAGGGCCGAAAAGGAUCCGAAAAACAUGUCGUGCACACAACCGCCAUCGGCUCCGCAGAAUCUUACGGUGAACUUUGUCGAUCAGUCGACGGUCAUCUUGUCCUGGAACGCGCCGCAAGUACAGGGUGGCAGAACAGACACGAUGUACAGGGUAGUCUGCGACUCUUGUGGAAUUGGCGUCAAGUACAUUCCACACGCGGUAAUUUUCAACGACACGAAAAUUAGGAUAACAGGCCUGAACGCCGUGACGACGUAUCGCUUCCAAGUGUUCGCCGAGAACGGAGUGUCGUCGUUGGCAGCGCGUUCCGAGUACGUUGACAUCACCGUGACCACGGAGGCCAGUGUUCCCAGUCUGGUGAGCAACGUCAGGAUCACCAGUGUCAAGAGUUCCGAACUGAGUAUUAGCUGGGAUGCACCGGUCACGGAAGUCGACAGUGAAAAUGAUCUGGUAGAGGGUUACGAAGUGAGAUGCUACCCGCGAUUCGAUGAUGCGACGAACGGCACCGUUAUGCAGACGACAGCACUUUCAGCCACGUUCAAGUCCCUCAAACCGUCAACGGACUACGCCAUCCAAGUGCGAGCGAAGACGACUCGAGGUUGGGGCGAAUACACCCCAGUCAUCUAUAAGAAGACACCGCACGCCAUGGGGCUGGAUUACGUGGGCAAUGACGAUAACAUGCAGGUUCGGAUCAUCGCAGGGGCGAUUGUCGCUGUCGUUGUGCUUCUCGUAAUCAUCAUCGUGAUGACGGUACUUUUUCUAAAAAGCAGGGCCUCGGACGAGUGCAACAAGAAGCAACCGAGCGACUGCGACACCCUGGAGUACAGAAACGGCGAAGGACUAGUUGUGACGUACAUGCACUGCAAAAUGGACAGUUCACCGAUUGUGACAACCCACACCAACAACAAGAACAAGUCCUCGCUGACGACGCCGCUGUUCACGCCUGCAGUGGGAGUGGCUGCAGCAGGUGCAGGCGGCGGCGCCGGCGCCGGAGGAACAGGCGCCAGGAGUUACGUCGAUCCGCACACUUACGAGGAUCCGAAUCAGGCGGUGCGAGAAUUCGCACGUGAGAUCGACGCCGGCUACAUUACAAUAGAGGCUAUAAUAGGCGGCGGAGAAUUUGGCGACGUGUGCCGAGGUAAGCUCAAAUUACCACCGGAUGGACGUUCAGAGAUAGACGUGGCGAUUAAGACCCUGAAGCCGGGUUCAGCGGACAAGGCCCGCAACGACUUCCUCACGGAGGCCUCGAUAAUGGGCCAGUUCGAGCAUCCCAAUGUGAUAUUCCUCCAAGGUGUCGUAACCAAGAGUAACCCCGUUAUGAUAAUUACCGAAUUUAUGGAGAACGGAAGCCUCGACACUUUCCUGCGGGCCAAUGACGGCAAGUUCCAAGUGCUUCAGCUAGUCGGGAUGCUUCGUGGCAUCGCUAGCGGGAUGCAGUAUCUCGCCGAGAUGAAUUACGUGCACCGUGAUCUGGCUGCACGUAACGUCCUCGUGAACGCUGCCCUCGUGUGCAAGAUCGCGGACUUUGGUCUCAGCCGAGAGAUCGAGAGUGCAACCGAGGGUGCUUACACGACCAGGGGUGGUAAAAUCCCGGUACGAUGGACCGCGCCGGAAGCGAUAGCCUUUCGGAAGUUCACGAGUGCCUCGGAUGUCUGGAGCAUGGGCAUAGUCUGCUGGGAAGUGAUGUCGUACGGCGAGCGACCAUAUUGGAAUUGGUCGAAUCAGGACGUUAUAAAGUCAAUUGAAAAAGGCUAUCGACUUCCGGCACCAAUGGAUUGUCCAGAGGCGAUCUACCAGCUGAUGCUCGACUGCUGGCAGAAAGAGCGCACGCACCGGCCCACUUUUGCCAACCUGACACAGACCCUCGACAAGCUCAUUCGCAGCCCAGACACCCUGAGGAAGAUUGCACAAAACAGAAUCAGAGAAAGGGGUGCACCGCCCCCACCCCCACCCGCCACGUCAGCGUCCAACGUGCAUUUGAGAAAAAGGGGUACGAAUCCAUUGGCGCCGGACGCAGUGGACCUCACGCAACUGACUUCGGUCAGCGAGUGGCUGGCCUCGAUCAAGAUGUCCAGAUACACGGAGAGCUUCGAGAGGGCAGGCGUCACGACCCUUGAAGCAGCAGCGCGCGUCACGGUCCAGGAACUGACGGCCCUGGGCAUCACUCUGGUCGGCCACCAGAAGAAAAUCAUGAACAGCGUGACGGCGCUGCGUGCGCAAAUGUCCGCCACGUCUCAGGGCUUCCUCGUAUGAGGAUCCACCUCCAGGACUGGACAGAGCCAUAUAAAACUAGGAAUAUCGGAAGGCUAGGAAGUACCGAACCGUCGCAAGAAAACAUUCCAGAGGGAAGUGAACGCGAGAUGGGCGGGGGAGGGACCGAUGGAGACGAAGAAACUCGAGAGGACAGAUGCAGCAUCCCUGAACGGCCUAACGACGAGGGGUCAAUAGGUUGCGCGACGACUCACCUCGUCCCUUCACCGACAGGCACCACGACAACUGCAACGAACAAUAUUAGUAAUAUUGUGAUAUUCAAAAUGACGUCUACGAUCGUCCUGAUACUGAUGCUCCUGGUGGAAGAAGCCAUACACUUGCUCAACGAUACAUCUCAAUCUUUUACUAGCCACGGGAUAGAGAGAGAGAGAGAGAGAGAGAGAGAGAGAGAGAGAGAGAGAGCACACGGAGUAGGUGAAGAGGCGAAGGGGAAUGAGUGUGCGUGUAUACCUGCGUGAGCGUAUGUGCGUGUAAGGAGAUAAGGGAGUGAGAGGGAGGGAGGUUAAGGUAAAAUGAUGAAAAAGAACAAGAUAUGUAAGGACCGCAUUUAUACAUAACGGAUGGAUGGCGCGUAUAGGUAUAUGUCGAGUGGUGAAUUCCCGUCUCACGGGAGGCACGUGGGACAUUUAGAGAACUAAAGAGGAUCAUGUGCCAAUGCGAGAAAUUAUUGGAUGCUUCGCUCGAGCUUUUGAACCUGCUGAGGCUCCGCUCUGAGGGAAGCAACGCAAUAUGCAAAAUGAAAUUUGGCAAAGAAUUGGACUGUCUCGAAAUAUGCUGCUACAGGCUGGGGUUGCGCCAAAGGCUUUCGCUAAAUGCUAUAUACGUGCGCAUGUUGAUCGUGACUAUCAAGUCUAUAUACAUAUAUAAAUUAAUAAAUAUGUAUAUAUAGAUAAAUAAUGGAUGACUCAAUCGGCAAGAAGAAUCGAUAAGGAGUUACGGUCAGGGAGUAGAGGGAGGUCUAGAUGGAAAUUGAAAGGAUCUUAAAACGACGAGCAGUUUAGUAAUAAAAAAUAUGGCGAAGGCGUAAUUCAAUGAAAAGAUGCAAAAAUGAAUAAGAAAAAAAAAGCGUUUCUCCGCGACACCAACAUAUCAGCAGGCAUGUUAAAAAAAUGAACGAAUGCUCACGUGAUUUGGAAGAAUAUGCAGUCUCGUGGUCGACUUGAGCAUCAAAGGGUUAGCUUGAGGUAUAAAUAUUAAUAUUAAAACAUAAUAAAAGGGCAACAAAGAAAAAAAGGAUAAAUACAUGGCACAGGAUCUCGCAUCACGUUCGACCGUGCGAAUCCCGCGUUGCGUGGGAAACGACGAAUGGUAGAGACAAGAUGGAAAGAGGAAAAACACAUGUGUGAUAAAAUGACACAUGCACAUACGUACGCGUACAUAAUAACACGUUAGCAAUUACUUUUCUACAGAAUUCAUUAACGACUCUAUUCAUUACACGAUAAAGCUACGUCCAUUCCGAUAUACCUUAAUUGUAAUAGGAAGAAUUUUUGUAGAAUGCGCCUGAGGAAAGAUGAAAAAUUGUUUAACGGAGAUGAAAGGACAAAAGGAGAAAAAGAAAGUUGAUGUAAUGGGUGAUGAAUUUGCACCAAUCUAAAGACUGUUUCCCUCAUUGUCAGAUAUGUAUUUCCGAGAGACCUCAGAGAGGAAGCAACACUCGUCGCAGCUAUUAACGCGUAGAGAAGGAAUGAAAAAUUGCCCUAGGGAUGCGUGCAAGAGCAGCACGUAUGUACCUUUGUCCGGCUUUCAGCCUUUCUUCUCGAAUUGCAACAAUUUAUGCUAGUAAUAGAUUAUUGAGAUGAGGGAGAGAGUAUUAAAUCGAGAAACGAAAGGAGGUAGAGCGGGCGAGAGUAUAAGAGAGUAUAUAAGAGAGAAAGUUAGAAUGCGAGAGAGAGAGAGAGAGAGAGAGAGAGAGAGAGAAAAAGAUUAAAAAGGUAGAGAAAGAGGGAGAAAAAGUGAAAAGAUAAAGAGGCCGAAAUGGGCCUGCCGAUUGGGCCUCUUAGGGAAAGCAAGGAAUUAUAAAGAACCUAAGGAAGAAAACGCUAACAGGAAAUGGCGACGAUUAAGAAGCAAUAAGUGAAUACACGCAAAUGCAGAUUUUUAUAUAGAGAAUGUUAAAAAAUUUCAGAAGAUAUUAAUUAUCAAUAGCGCUAUCUUCCUAAAUGUUCGUAUUAAAAGAUUAAAAAAGAAAUCGAUAAGAAUACAAAGUAAGAAGGAAGCUCAGCCUCCUGGAUCCCUUCGCCAGACAACGCCGUCAACGUUCAUCUUUCAUUCCUCGUGUCACCCUCGUCCUCAGAGAUGAUAUACUCACUCCCUGUCAUCAUCAUCGAUCCAGCAAAGUAUACUCGCGACGUAAAUGGCGAAGGAAUGCGCAGGAAGUUGAGGAAAGUUUUAUGAAUUUUGAGCUGUAUCUAUAUGUGUGUCUAGCGGCAACAGGCGAGAAAGUAACAAGGUGUGCGUGGAUGUGCGUGGAUGUGCGUGAAUGUGCGUGGAUGGGCGUGGAUAGGCGUGUGUUCGUGAAUAGACAAAAAUGUAGUAAAGGAAAGAAAAUUUGGUGAAUGCGAUUAAAAGUUUUGAACAAGUGACCGAGUCAAAGUUAAGAGUCUUCCUUUUGGUCUCCAUGUGACGUCGCGAUAUAAUUAUCCUUUUGUUUCCGCAUUCCGAGAAAACCGAGACUCGACAGUGCGUGCGAAUGAGUGCGUAAGCUUGUGGGAAUGCCUGGGAAAUUGAGAGCAACGGGGAAGAUUGCAGGAUGUUGACGUUUCAAAAUUUUCGAUUGCAUUCCGUGGCAGAUAUUUUGGGUAUCUCGUGUGCGCCUGCUGAGUCUGUUAGCGCAAAACCGAAGCGGGAAGACAAAGUAAAGGACACGUGUGAGAAGGGAGACGAGGAGAUUGACAGGAAAAGUGUAGCCCAAACGAACGGAUGCGUGAAAGAAAAAAGAAGCAAAAGUGUAAGGCUGAAAGGGUCAAAGAGCAGAGGAGGAUAUUAAGAAAAACAAUCAAAAGUCUGAAAUUCGUGCGCCUAUCCUGAUCGAUGAACUUUGAUGAAUGAUUGAGAAGGGGUGCAACCGGGGGCGAGGGGAGGGGGGAGGGGGGUUAAGGAUGGAACGAGCAAAGGAGGAAGUCCGUAGAAGAACGAGAUCGUUCGAUGCCACAGACCUUUUUUUAAUACUUAAUUCCUUAACGAUUUACGCCUCUGUACUACUAUUUAUUAAAUGAAAAACUUAUUUAUUCUUUAUAGAUCUGACUAAAUUAAUAAUCUUUUAGUUAUCAUAUGUAAGUUAUCUAUUUACUGUUAUAUGCGAGGACGCACUUUUUUUAGAAGCUUCGUCGCCUCGCUUUCGUUCUUCUACUUUCGAAACGGUAGAAUAAUAAAUAAAGGGUAGGAUUUUCGGAAAAUCUUCCCCUGUGUAAAAGUCGAGCGAUCUUAGGGUGAUGAAUAACGUAUAGCGAGGGCAACGACUCGAUGACGUGCUCGAGUCGAUAAAUCAGCAGCUCCAUCAGCAAUUAGUUAAAUGUUAAUAGGUCUAAGCGAAAGAAAAGCACCUAAAGUAGGCAGCCGACUUUUGGAAAUGCCGGAAGAAAUGAAUAAAGGAAGAAAGAAAGUUCUGAAAAGAACCAAAAUGGGAAGCACACGUCGGAGCGCGAUCGAAGCCAUGCAAAGGGAGAAAGAAGGAAAGAAAGAAAGUAUGCGUGAACGUGAAUGCGAGAGAGAAUGAGACAAACUGUCGACAAAUUUUGGAAUGUCUCUAAAACAUUUUUCCUAUGGUGUUGUCAAGAAGAUGUUGAAUGUACAUAAGAUAUAAUAAAUAACAUACCUUAUACGAUGUAAAAAA
Messenger RNA from Cephus cinctus (wheat stem sawfly), 7193 nucleotides. It is a transcript of the gene Eph, whose product is annotated as ephrin type-B receptor 1. The record is from RefSeq and is a predicted model, not a curated record. Gene Ontology annotation, molecular function: ATP binding; transmembrane-ephrin receptor activity; protein binding. The transcript is spliced from 16 exons. Gene Ontology annotation, biological process: cell surface receptor protein tyrosine kinase signaling pathway; axon guidance; protein phosphorylation. Bases 134 to 3343 code for a protein of 1069 amino acids. Lineage: Eukaryota; Metazoa; Arthropoda; Insecta; Hymenoptera; Cephidae. Gene Ontology annotation, cellular component: plasma membrane; neuron projection.